GGGUCAGGGCUCCGAGGCCCCCGGCACCGCCCGCUCCUCUGUGGAGCGCGGCGCCGGGAGCUGCCACGCCCUGGGCUCUGGGCUCCGCAGCUGGCCUCGCUCGACUGGCUCUCGAGGCUCGCUCGCGACCAGGGACCCGAGAGUCUGGGCCACUUGGAGGGCCGGCCAGUGCACUUGGCGGGCCAGGCCUACGCGGCAACAUGGAUCCAUCCUGCCCUGGCUUGGGCUAUCCUUUAGGAGAAGCGGCUUGCUUUGUUAGGAAACGCUACGGCCAAGGAAGGAAUUGCCCAACCAUUUGUUUUUGGAGGGAUCCAUCCACUAGAGACCCAAAGCUGUAAUCCCCUCUUCAGAACUCUAUCCCCACCCUACCCCCACCUCUGGGCUCCCAGCCAGGCUGCAGCACCACUCUCACAAAGCCACAAAAGAUUUCUCUCUGUAUCUUUGGAUGUCCUGGAACCCUCUGUGUAGAUCAAGCUAGCCCGAAACUCAGAUCCACAGCCUCUGCCUCAAGGGUGCUGCUGAGGGUAAAGGUGUGAGCCUUCUAAGUAGCAUACAGCAAAAAUUUAGGCCAAGCUGUGAAAGUCCCUGUGGUUAAGAACCUGUGCCUCUGGAACUCCUGUGUGCUGUGGAUGGCCCCGGCUGUCUUGACUGCCCUUCCCAAUAGGAUGUCACUGAGAUCGCUCAAAUGGAGCCUCCUGCUGCUGUCCCUGCUGAGCUUCCUGGUGAUAUGGUACCUCAGCCUUCCCCACUACAAUGUGAUUGAGCGUGUGAACUGGAUGUACUUUUAUGAGUAUGAGCCAAUAUACAGACAAGACUUUCGCUUCACACUCCGGGAACAUUCGAACUGCUCUCAUCAGAACCCAUUCCUGGUCAUCCUGGUGACCUCCCGCCCCUCAGAUGUGAAGGCCAGACAAGCUAUUAGAGUUACUUGGGGUGAGAAAAAGUCCUGGUGGGGAUAUGAGGUUCUCACAUUUUUCUUACUAGGCCAGCAGGGUGAAAGGGAAGACAAAACGUUAGCAUUGUCCUUGGAGGAUGAACACGUUCUCUAUGGCGAUAUUAUACGGCAAGACUUUUUAGAUACAUAUAAUAACUUGACCUUGAAAACCAUUAUGGCUUUCAGGUGGGUAAUUGAAUUUUGCCCCAAUGCCAAGUAUGUCAUGAAAACAGACACUGAUGUUUUCAUCAACACUGGCAACUUAGUCAAGUACCUCUUAAACCUAAACCACUCGGAGAAGUUUUUCACGGGCUAUCCUCUAAUUGAUAACUAUUCCUAUAGAGGAUUUUUCCUUAAAAACCACAUUUCAUACCAAGAGUACCCUUUCAAGGUGUUCCCUCCCUACUGCAGCGGGUUGGGCUACAUUCUGUCUGGCGACCUGGUGCCGAGGAUCUACGAGAUGAUGAGUCAUGUGAAACCCAUCAAGUUUGAAGACGUUUAUGUCGGCAUCUGUUUGAAUUUGUUAAAAGUGGACAUUCAUAUUCCAGAAGACACAAAUCUUUUCUUUCUGUACAGAAUACACUUGGAUGUAUGUCAGCUCAGACGCGUGAUUGCAGCUCAUGGCUUUUCUUCCAAGGAGAUCAUCACAUUUUGGCAGGUCAUGCUGAGGAACACCACAUGUCAUUAUUAAGACCAUACGCCAUCCACCUAGGGACGAGAGGAAGGCCACUGUAGAAAGGGUCGGAGUUAGUACUGUGGGAAACUCUGGAAGUGGAGUGUGCUGGCUUGCCUGGGCUGAAGCUUCUGGAGCAUCCUACACAGGAUCUCCAAGGCCCGAACUUAGAGUGUUUGUUUCCACAGAAUUUAACUUGGAUCCUUUAAAGGUGAUAGAGGAGUUGGAUAUAACGCAAACGAACGGUUUUGCUAAUAAGAUCAAAGCGUCAGACAGUCUGGAUGACUCGGGCUGUAGAUUAGAAGUUCUUAAGAUUUCCCUGGAAGAAAAAGUAACUAGUCCACAGCCAGAAAGCAGGAUGGAGUUGUAUUUAUUAGGUAGCCUAGUCACAUAAUGGUUCAGUAUGUAUCUUAGGUGGUUAUUAUUAAAAGAUAUAUAUACAUAUAUAUUUCUUGUAAAAAGUUUUACAGAAAUUAUAUUGAAAAAAUUCAUUAGUAUUGUUUUCAUUUGCAAGGUACUCAAUGUGUGGUCCUUAAGAGUUAUCAAGUCAAGUGUUUAACAUUUUCUAGGUGUUUAAAGGUUACGGUGGCUUCAGUAUUAUAUAGUGAAUUGCCUUUCACAUUUGAGCUUUGUUUUAUUCACUGCUGAUUUGUUUAAUUAAUGUGACAUCGUAGGUUAUUACUGACCGUAAUCUGUUGAACUUUGUUGCACUGUAAGCAUAUGGAGAAUUAAAGCAAGAAAAUAUGAGCUUUAUACAGUUCUUUUUAAAAAUGUAGUCAGUGUUUCUAGAUAUCACUUUGUCUGUCUCAUUAUCCUCCAAAGAAUUUGGGAAUAAUAGAGAAUUCCAGGCAGAGCAUUUCCUAAAGGCACAGAAGCUAAGACAGUCUGAGUGUUUACUACUGCAGUGUGUAAGCAGGAAAGGGAAGGUGGAAGAUCCAAGUUGUAUUGUUAACCCACCCAGUGUGUGUUUUCUACUGAGUAAUCAGUUUGUCAAUAAAGGAUUU
This is a messenger RNA of Mastomys coucha (southern multimammate mouse), 2611 nucleotides long. RefSeq names its product beta-1,3-N-acetylgalactosaminyltransferase 1 (globoside blood group) (gene B3galnt1). Gene Ontology annotation, molecular function: N-acetyl-beta-D-glucosaminide beta-(1,3)-galactosyltransferase activity. The transcript is spliced from 6 exons. Gene Ontology annotation, cellular component: membrane. The record is from RefSeq and is a predicted model, not a curated record. The coding region runs from base 630 to 1625 and encodes 331 amino acids. NCBI's taxonomy places the organism in Eukaryota, Metazoa, Chordata, Mammalia, Rodentia, Muridae.